ACCCAUUUUCCCCGUUGAGCUCAAUUUCGCUAUCUCUUUCAUCUUUGUCGUUGUUAGGUUUUUUCUCUUUUUACUUAAACAACAGUAACAUGGAAAAAUCAGUCAUCGAAAGAAACUCCUGAAUUGAUUUGAGUACCGCCUAAAGUUUUGAUCUUUGGGUUCUUUCUAAUAAAAAAAGAGAUUUUUGGGGAUUGUAUAUAUUGAGGUAAAAAGGUGAUAAUGAUUCCGGAACUGGGAAGAAGGCCGAUGCAUAGAGGUAACGAAGAUUCAGCUUUUGGGGAUGAUUACGAGAAAGAGAUUGGAGUAUUGCUCGGCGAGCAGCAGAGACGGCAAGAAGAGGCUGAUGAGCUCGAGAGAGAGCUAAACUUGUACAGAAGCGGCUCUGCUCCGCCGACUGUGGACGGUUCUGUAAGUGCCGCCGGUGGGCUUUUCACCGGAGGAGGAAGGGCUCCUUUCAUGGAGUUUACUGGAGCCAAUAAGGGAAAUGGGUUUGGAGGUGACGAUGAGGAGUUUAGGAAAGAUCCAGCUUACUUGUCUUAUUACUAUGCUAAUAUGAAGUUGAAUCCGAGGUUGCCUCCGCCUUUGAUGUCUAGGGAGGAUUUAAGGGUUGCUCAGAGGCUUAAAGGGAGUAGCACCGAGUUCUUAGGCGGUAUUGGGGAUAGGAGAAAAGUGAAUGAGAAUCGAUCUUUGUUCUCUAUGCCGCCUGGUUUUGAACAGAUGAAGCAGCAGCAGCACGAGUUUGAGCCUGAGAGAACCAGUGCUUCGUCUUCUGAGUGGGAUGCUAAUGGAUUAAUUGGUUUGGAUCUUGGAGGCAAACAGAAGAGUUUUGCUGAUAUCUUUCAGGCUGACCUGGGACAUGGGAAUCCCGUCUCACAGCAGCCCUCUCGUCCUGCAAGUCGUAAUACCUUUGAUGAAAAUGUCGACUCCGCAAGUAAUCAGUCUGUAUCUGCACCACAAGGCAUUGGUGCGCCAACCCCUUACAGCUAUGCAACUGUUCUGGGUUCUUCUUUGUCUAGAACCGGAACUCCAGACCCACAGGCGGUUGCUAGGGUGCCUAGUCCCUGCCUUACUCCUAUUGGGAGUGGAAGAGUGAGCUCAAAUGAUAAGAGGAACAGUUGUAAUCAAAGCCCAUUCAACGGUGUUACUUCUGGUCUCAACGAGACUACUGAUCUAGCUGCUGCUUUAUCUAGUAUGAACCUGUCAGCCAGUGUUGGGAUUGAGCGGGGUCAGGCUGAGCAGGAUGUUGAAAAGGUCAGGAACUAUAUGUUUGGUCAGCAAGGUGGGCAUAAUGAAGUCAAUCAACACAGAUUCCCAAACAAAUCUGAUCAAGCCCAUAUGGCAACUGGUAAUUGGAGGAAUUCACAAUUGAGAGGGUCACAAGGAUCUGCCUAUAAUGGUGGUGGAGGUGGACUACCUGGUCCUUACCAGCAUCUUGAUAGCCCAAACUAUUCUGUGAACAAUUACCCAUUAAAUCCAGCUGUAGCUUCUAUGAUGGCUAGCCAACUUGGGACUGGUAACUUUUCUCCAAUGUAUGAAGAUGCUCUGGGAUUUUCUGGAAUUGACUCCAGACUUCAUGGGGGAGGUUUUGUAUCUUCUGGUCAAAACCUCUCUGAAUCACGUAACCUUGGCAGGCUCAGUAAUCGAAUGAUGGGGGGAGGUCUACAGCCACAUAUUGUCGACCCAAUGUAUCAUCAAUAUGCUGAUUCUCUUGAUCUUCUUAAUGAUCCUGCAAUGGACAGGAGCUUUAUGGGUAAUUCAUACAUGAACAUGCUUGAACUCCAGAGGGCUUAUCAGGGAUCUCCGAAAUCGCAGUAUGGUGUCCCUUACAAAUCCGGGAGUCCUACCAGCCAUAGCUACUAUGGGAGUCCAACGUUUGGAUCUAAUAUGUCAUAUCCUGGCAGUCCAUUGGCUCAUCAUGUUUUGCAAAAUUCUCUUUUGUCACCUUGUAGCCCUUUGAGACGAGGUGAAGUUAAUAUGCGAUAUCCUUCUGCAGCAAGAAACUAUGCAGGAGGUGUAAUGGAUUCUUGGCACAUGGGUGCUACUUUGGAUGAAGGCUUUGGAUCUUCAUUGCUUGAAGAGUUCAAAAGUAACAAAACAAGAGGAUUCGAACUUUCUGAAAUAGCUAGCCACGUUGUAGAGUUCAGUGCGGAUCAAUAUGGGAGUCGGUUUAUUCAGCAGAAACUCGAGACAGCAACAACUGAUGAGAAAAACAUGGUGUAUGAGGAGAUCAUGCCACAUGCUCUUACCCUGAUGACUGAUGUUUUCGGAAACUAUGUAAUUCAGAAGUUCUUUGAGCACGGUCUCCCAACACAGAGGAGAGAAUUGGCAGAGAAGCUCUUUGACAACGUUUUGGCUCUUAGCUUACAGAUGUAUGGUUGUCGUGUUAUCCAAAAGGCAAUUGAGGUGGUUGAUCUAGACCAGAAAAUUAAGAUGGUGAAAGAACUUGAUGGACAUGUGAUGCGAUGUGUACGCGAUCAGAAUGGGAACCAUGUGGUUCAGAAGUGCAUCGAAUGUGUGCCUGAAGAAAACAUCGAAUUCAUCAUUUCAACUUUCUUUGGUCAAGUUGUGACCCUCUCCACUCACCCAUACGGUUGCCGUGUUAUUCAGAGGGUAUUGGAGCACUGCCAUAACCCGGAUACACAGAGUAAGGUUAUGGAAGAAAUCCUGUCUACUGUUAGUAUGCUGGCCCAAGAUCAGUAUGGAAACUAUGUUGUUCAGCAUGUACUGGAGCAUGGAAAGCCUGAUGAGCGUACUGUGAUAAUCAAAGAAUUAGCGGGGAAGAUUGUUCAGAUGAGCCAGCAGAAGUUUGCGUCAAAUGUUGUUGAGAAAUGUUUGACAUUUGGAGGUCUAGAGGAGCGGGAAUUGCUUGUGAAUGAGAUGCUGGGCACAACUGAUGAAAACGAGCCUCUUCAGGCGAUGAUGAAGGAUCAGUUUGCAAACUAUGUAGUGCAAAAGGUUUUGGAGACAUGCGAUGACCAACGUCGUGAGCUGAUACUUACUCGUAUCAAAGUGCAUCUUAAUGCUUUGAAGAAAUACACUUACGGAAAGCAUAUCGUUGCCCGUGUUGAAAAACUCGUCGCUGCUGGAGAGAGGAGAAUGGGUUUGCAGUCCCAAAAUGAGCCUCAGAUGGCGUAAGGCCGCAAGUGUUGUACAGCGUAACUAGGGUGGAUGGGUCUGCCAUUGCGUUUUGAGAAUUAGGUAAGAUCUAAAACCAGAAAUAAUCUUGCGGGAGGUUGUGAAAGAGAGCUUUGUUUUCUCUGCAAAAAUCUGUAAAGUUGUGUAGUUUCUUACGGCUUUUCUAUACAUAGAACCAAACAUCCUUCUUAGGCUGAUGAGUGAGUGAGUAAGAGAGAGAAAAAAAGGCAGAAUGGUGUAAAAAUGGGUUGUGAAAUGGUGAGGAGUUUUAGGGUUUCCUUCACACAUCGAGAAUGGCUGUUUUCGCCAAUGUGUUGAAGAGAGAAUAUGUUGAUGCUUUUAGGACAAUCCCAGUUUUAGAGUUUCCUUCUCCAUCUAUGUAAUUUGUUUCAUCACACUCUUAUAUCUUAUUUCACGAUGCAAUCUUUUCGUUUCUGGAAUUUGCCAUUUUCU
Molecule: messenger RNA, 3588 nt
Organism: Eutrema salsugineum
Lineage: Eukaryota; Viridiplantae; Streptophyta; Magnoliopsida; Brassicales; Brassicaceae
Product: pumilio homolog 2
Exons: 10
Coding region: 220-3135 (971 amino acids)
Biological process (GO): post-transcriptional regulation of gene expression
Cellular component (GO): cytoplasm
Molecular function (GO): mRNA binding
Source: RefSeq, a predicted model, not a curated record